UAGGGCGCUUGGGACCUGGAAGGAGGGAGGGAGCUAGGCAGGGGGUCCGGGCCCUUGGCCAGGGCUGCAGGAAGAGGAGCAGGAGGAAGAGGAGGAAGAGGAAGAGGAGGAAGGAGCCCUGCUGCAGCUGCAGUGGCUGGAGGGCCAUGUAAUCUUGCUGUUUCCUUUGGAUUUCUCAACUCAGCAGUGCUUGGAACCUUCCUUCUUCCCCUUCGUCUCUACGUUUGACCUGCCUCCUUCCAGGAUGUCCCAGGCUGGAGCCAUCAUGUGUUUCCAUCCUGAGGGAGACCGUGUCAUGUCACCUCAGCACUUUGCUCGAGAGCUGGAAAAGAGGCCUUGGCUAUCACCUUCCAAGAAUGCUGAACCUGCUGCCUUUAUCCCCCAGCACUGUCUCACUCCCAAUCUCAAUGCUGGCAGGAUUCACCUUCUCCGUAAGGGACUAACUCCGGAGGGAAGGCGAUCCCAGCUGGGGAUGUAUAACAGCACUGGCUCCCUCAUCCGGAAGGUGACAGAGAUGGGUUACCUUGGCAAUGGCAGCUGUCUCAGCUCAGGGAGGGUAACAGCCCCAUGUACACCACUGAGAAGCAGGCCUCCACCCUCCCUUUGCUCCCCAGGCAGCCGCACCCCCUUGGUGGCCCCAGUCUCUGGUGGUCAAAGCUCAGUUGUGACCUUCCGCUUUAUUGAGAAGGCCAGUGUGAAAACUUUGAAUGGCCUCCCAUUAGUAGAGUCCAAGAAGGAAAGUGGUCUGAACAGGAGCCUGGAGGAGGCCCUCCAAUUUGGCUGCAGCAAGCAAGGCAGUUGUUGCCCCACUAUUCAAAAUCAUCGUUCCCCACAGCACAAAGUCACAGUGUCUCUAGAGCCUGUUGCUCUAGAUAUGAACCAAAGCUGCAAACAGAAGACAGAUGAGUAUGGUUUGGCCAUUACUAACCCUACAGGUGGACAGGCACCAAUGGCUCCAAGCAGUAAAGGAAAGGAACACCUUGGCCAGAAGCUGAAACUGGAGACAUCUGCUUCAGACCCUCUGCUGGCUGGAAGUAGGUUUCUUUCAGGUGCACAGUCCUCUUUCAGCCUGGGCAGUGGAAGCCCACAUCCUCUCAAUGCCAACUAUCUCUCCAAUUCCCUCACCAAUGGGAUGAGUAGCCCUUCUAAUGAUAUCUCAUUGCUGAGGAGAGGUCCACAGAGUGGGGAAUCACAGUACCAGGGCAGCCUGUGGACAUAUUCCCGAGAGAGCUCUGCUCAUGCCCAGCGCAUUGCCAAAGCCAAAUGGGAAUUCUUCUAUGGCUCAUUGGAUCCUCCUGGGACAGGGAUAUCGCCUCAGAAUACACCUGAUCCUCCACCUCAGCUCCUUCAGAAAUCCAGCCAUCCAGUGCAAGUAAAACAAGACUGGGUGCAUCCAGAACACAACUUGUGUCAUGUAGAGGUAGAAAUUGAGAUGGCUCCACCAGGUAGUACAAACCCUGGAAACUGUGAAACUGGAAUUAUCCGCAGAACAGUGAAGUAUUCUGAAACGGACUUGGACUCUGUACCCUUGAGAUGCUACCAUGAAACCAACAUUGAUGACAUCUUGGCUGAAAAAGAUGAAGUGGAUUCAGCCAUUGAGAGCCAGAAGGAUAGUGAAAGCAAUCUGAGUUUCACAGGAAUCUUGGGAAAAGGGAACACUCUUCCAGAGGACCUCUUAAUUCAGCACGAUAAGGAACAUGAUGGCAAGUGUUUGAGAAAUAAGAUACAAGACAAUGAAGAUGAUGAGGUAUUUGAAGCUAUACAACAGCAACAUGAGAGGAUCAUCACUAGAGAAGCCCAAGGAUUGCUGAAGUCCCCUGUGCCCUUUCUCCUUGGUCACAGCUUAUCCAAGGAUGGUAUGGAUUCAUUCAGCAAGCAUUUUGAGAGCAUCAUGGAGUCUCACCGAGCCAAAGGGACGUCUUACACCAGCCUAGAUUCCAUUGACAUAUUGUCCUCCCCAGCUCACACAUACAGUGGAACAUAUUUUACUUUUGAUCUCCCUACUCUUACCCCAGAAAUACAAGAGCAAAUUCGAGACAGUGCCAAACUCAUUGAACAAAACUUUGCCCCAUUGGCCCCCGUAGAGCCAGAUUCUGGAACUAGUUCUGCCACUGAUGUUCCAUGGACUGAGCGGGAAGAGGAGCCAAAACGCGGAAGGAAUGGUGGCUUGCAGAGUCCCUGCCAUUCUGAGGAGAGCUUGGGAAUCCCCUUGGCCUCCAUCUUAAGUGAGCAUCCUCUAAGUCACUUGGUCUCUGACUCGGAUUCUGAAAUGGACAGCACAGAGCAACUAGCCCUGGGCAGCACGGACACGCUCUCCAAUGGGCAUAAGGCUGAUCUGGAGGCUGCUAAGCGCCUGGCAAAGAGGCUCUACAAUCUGGAUGGUUUCAAAAAAGCAGAUGUAGCCCGCCAUCUGGGGAAGAAUAAUGAUUUUAGUAAGAUGGUUGCAGGGGAGUACCUCAAGUUCUUUGAAUUCACUGGAAUGAGUCUGGAUCAAGCACUGAGGUCCUUUCUAAAAGAGCUAGCCCUCAUGGGUGAGACCCAGGAGCGGGAAAGAGUCCUAGCUCAUUUUUCACAACGCUACUAUGAGUGCAAUCCUAAAGCCAUCUCUUCUGAGGAUGGAGCCCACACUCUGACCUGCGCCUUGAUGCUGUUAAACACAGACCUUCAUGGACAUAACAUUGGGAAGCGAAUGUCCUGCUUAGAUUUUAUUGGCAACCUAGAAGGACUCAAUGAUGGAAGUGAUUUCCCUCGAGAGCUUCUCAAGGCUCUGUAUAGCUCCAUCAAGAAUGAAAAGCUGCAGUGGGCCAUAGAUGAAGAAGAAUUGCGCAAGUCCCUUUCAGAGCUAGCAGAUCCCAACCCAAAGUCCAUCAAACGUAUCAGCAGCUGCAGCAACCCUUUCCUGGACUUCUCACAGGAUCCCAGCAUUGCUACAUACAAAUAUGGUAUCCUGGUGCGCAAGAGCCAUGCUGAGCCAGACUGCAAAAAGAGUACCCCCAGAGGAAAGCGAGGAUGGAAGACUUUCCCUGGAAUCCUGAAAGGAAUGAUCCUCUAUCUGCAGAAGGAGGAGUAUAAGCCUAGCAAAGCCCUGGCAGAGGAGGACCUGAAGAAUGCCAUUAGCAUCCAUCAUUCCUUGGCCACCCAGGCAUCAGACUACAACAAGAGACCCAACGUCUUCUACCUCAGGACAGCAGACUGGAGAGUCUUCCUCUUUCAGGCUCCUAACACAGAACAAAUGCAUUCUUGGAUCACACGUAUCAAUGUGGUAGCAGCCAUGUUCUCUGCACCCCCAUUUCCAGCUGCCAUUGGGUCCCAAAAAAAAUUCAGCCGCCCAUUGUUGCCCAGCUCCACCACACGACUGUCUCAAGAGGAACAAGUGAAAAGUCAUGAGACCAAAUUCAAAGCCAUGGCAGCUGAACUGCUAGAGCACCGCUCUUCCCUGCCUGAGAAGAAGGUGAAGGGCAAGGAGUAUGAAGAACUGAAACAGAAGGAGGAGUAUCUGAUAUUUGAGAAAUCACGCUAUGGUGUCUAUGCUACAUUAAUGCGUGCCAAGGCGAAGACUGGUUCUGAGGACCUGGCAGCGUUGGAGGCUGCCCUGUUUGAUACCGCAGGCAGUGCCGAGGACAACCUCAAGAAAUCCCGGUCCAACCAUUCUCUGGACCAGGAGCCAGUGGGCACAGGGUCCCAGACCAAGCGCAGUAGUUGUCAAGCUGCCAGCAGCCUGCAAAAAUCCUAGAAGAGCCUGGUGCCUGCCAGGGGAGUGCCAUACUCAUCCUAUAAACCUGCAUGACUUCAUCCUCUGUGGACCCCGUAGGAGGCCAGAGGGCAUCUUGCUGUGGACCAGAUCCUGUGUCAGCUUCACCAGCCAGGAAGAGGAGCAGUGUCCUAUCUUGACCGCAGUCCCUGUGUGUGCAGCUUUCCUAGUCUCAUGAGACUCUGGUUCCUGCAUGCGUGAAGCAACCAAAAACCCCAUGGGUAACAGAGUAACAGGGUUGCUUUCUAGAUCACACAGGCGUACCAUAGCAGAAAGGACCUUUUACCAUUUCUAUUAAAGGGGAGGGGGGCUGGCUGCUCCACACUGUACCCCCUUCCUUGUCAGUUUCUUACAGGUCUUGUGAUACAGCGUUUUAAAUUUUUUAGUACCUGAUAAAAAUUGUAUCACACUGGGAUAGAGAUAAUUCUGCUGCUACAAAAAACACAGACACUUGCUCCAUUUAGUCAACAGUUUUGCCUAGUUUGGGGGAGAGGGUCCCAUCCCUCCUGCAGACAUAAUGCUUGCACUGGCUGCCUACAGGAGAACUAGCAACUCCUGCAUGGAUGCCCACUUCCUUCACCACCAGCAACAGUCCUGGACUGGCUCAAUUAUUUUUCCACCAGCAUGUGCGGGACCUUGCUUCACCCUGAUACUCAUUCAGCACUUACAGAACAGGCCAGGUUUUGCAAUGUGGCCAGCAUUAACAGGGUAAAAACCAGGGACAGUGGAUGCCUCCCAGGUGGCAGCCUGCCAAAGCCAUAGUAGGGUGGCCCAUGAGCACACCUCUCCCUUGAAUCCCUCCCCCCACUUCCCCACAUAGACCACUGUGGAUGGUGGGCCUUACUGGCCUCAUAGACCCUGGCCUUCAUGUGAAUCUUAGAAAUUGCAGGGACUAGAACAGAGGAGCCAAGCUAUAUUGGCCUCUGAAGACCUAGCUAGAGAGAAAGUAGAGACAUUUUCUAGCCCAGGAGUGACAGGUGGGGAUCGAUUCUGAAACUGCCAGGAGUACUUCCACACUCCCCAAACCCUUGCCUGCAAAAGAAAGAAGGAAAGCUAGUGCCCUUUCAGCCCCUGUAAAUAGCCUGCUUCCUUAACUUUGAAUUUCAAAGGGCUUUAAGGUUACAGCUACAAUACUUGACAACAACUGCAUGUAUGCAGUGGAAAAUGAAAGCCCCAGCUGAUUGCAUAGAGGGAUCCAGGCAAGCAGACAGAUACUGCACACAUGGAAGACCCAAAGUUUACUUCUAUGGUUGGUGUAUUCCAGGGUAGUGGGUGGGAGGAGAGUGCCCACUCCCAAGUUGAAGGGGCUGGUUGUUUCCAGCACUAACUCUCUGAAUGUGUCAAUUUUUUUAUUCUACUCAAGUUGACUGUAAAAACAAACAAACCCUAAAGAGCUCUGUACAGUUUCUUCCUUCAUUUACUGCAGUAAAACCUAUACAAGC
This is a messenger RNA of Sceloporus undulatus (fence lizard), 5193 nucleotides long. It is a transcript of the gene PSD, whose product is annotated as pleckstrin and Sec7 domain containing. Gene Ontology annotation, biological process: regulation of ARF protein signal transduction. NCBI's taxonomy places the organism in Eukaryota, Metazoa, Chordata, Lepidosauria, Squamata, Phrynosomatidae. The record is from RefSeq and is a predicted model, not a curated record. Bases 245 to 3733 code for a protein of 1162 amino acids. The transcript is spliced from 17 exons. Gene Ontology annotation, molecular function: guanyl-nucleotide exchange factor activity.